Hypanus sabinus (Atlantic stingray) is the source of this 3887-nucleotide messenger RNA. It is a transcript of the gene dab1a, whose product is annotated as DAB adaptor protein 1a. Gene Ontology annotation, molecular function: protein binding. The record is from RefSeq and is a predicted model, not a curated record. The coding region runs from base 271 to 3738 and encodes 1155 amino acids. Gene Ontology annotation, cellular component: membrane attack complex. NCBI's taxonomy places the organism in Eukaryota, Metazoa, Chordata, Chondrichthyes, Myliobatiformes, Dasyatidae. Gene Ontology annotation, biological process: immune response. The transcript has 26 exons.
AGAGGGAGAUAGCACGAGUGGGUGACAAGCAUAUCUCACAAAAAUGAGUUUGUUCGGUGGUGCAGUCAUCCUGAAUGUAACAUCAGAUGCAAAGAAAUUCAGGUGACAGUUUAUUUUAUUCAGCCCUCAGCAGAAGUAAGUGAAAUGUGCUCCCUGGGAUAGAAGUAUCUGGACUGGUACCUACUUUCACAGAGUUUUCAUAAAUGAACCUGAGUGUGAUACUGAGCCUGCGUAUGCAAAGUGUGUGAAGAGGACAGAGUAAUAACUAGGAUGUCAACGGAGACAGAAGUUCAACAGGUUGUCAGAGCCAGCACAAGAAAGGAAUCCAAAAAGAAAGGUCAGGAUCGGAGUGAAGCUGGUCUGAUAAAACGUUUUAAAGGAGAUGGAUUCCGGUAUCGGGCAAAGCUAAUUGGUGUGGAUGAGGUUUCAGCUGCAAGGGGAGAUAAGCUCUGUCAAGAUUCAAUGAUGAAACUGAAGGGAAUUGCAGCUGCAGCACGUUCAAAAGGAGAACACAAACAAAGAAUCUUUCUGACCAUUUCAUUUGGAGGCAUCAAAAUUUUUGAUGAAAAGACAGGUGCGAUGCAGCAUCAUCAUGCAGUUCAUGAAGUAUCAUACAUUGCUAAGGAUAUUACUGACCAUCGCGCCUUUGGCUAUAUCUGUGGCAAAGAAGGAAAUCAUCGGUUUGUAGCAAUAAAGACAUCCCAAGCGGCUGAACCUGUAAUUCUUGAUCUACGAGAUCUCUUCCAACUCAUCUAUGAACUGAAGCUUCGAGAAGAGAAGGAAAAGUUGGCUCAGAAGGACAAACAAUGUGAACAGGCAGUUUAUCAGACAAUUUUGGAGGAAGAUGUAGAGGAUCCCGUCUAUCAGGUGCCCACAAGCCAUCAGAAGGAAGGAGUCUAUGAUGUGCCAAAAAGCCAACCACAUGUCGGACUGGUGGUGGAGAUUGAUGAGGAACAGAACAAAACUGAUAAGACUAUUAAUCAACUGGACCUCUUUGGUGAUAUGUCAACUCCCCCGGACAUCACAUCUCCUGGGACCCCAGCAUCACCAGCUAAUGCCCUUGGACCUGAUGCAUUUGCCUCAGGAGUUCUAAGUGCUCAGCCACCAGGGAGACCAGAUUUGUUUGGAUCUGUUCCAUUCAGUGCUGCUGCUGUCCCCACAGGAUAUGUCACGAUGGGAGCUGUACCACCCGCAGUCUGGGCCCAGCAAUCGGGUGCCCAAAACAUCAUCAAUCCAUUGUUAGCUGGAGUCCAGCCUACAGCGUGGGGCCAGCCAACUUUAUUUGCUGUACAGCAGCAGUGGGCCCCUGUUGGAAGCCCAUUUCAGCCGACUGUCUUCAUGUCCGCACAAACUCCAAUGCCACUACAAACUGCCAUGUUCAAAGCAGCCUUAUCUGCUGGACAGCCCACGUUAGCCAGCCAUCAAGAGGAGAAGUCAAAACAGAAAAUUAGCAAGGAGAUGUUUAAAGAUUUCCAAAUGGCCAAACCCCCAACAGUUCCAUCAAGAAAAAAUGAGCAAUCUUCUCUGUCUUGCACCUCAGAUGCCUUCUCAAGCUACUUUAACAAAGUGGGUUUGGCACAGGAGAUAGACGAUACAGAUGAUUUUGAUAUUUCUCAGUUAAAUCUUACCCCAGCAACUUCCAACUCCACACCAUCAUCAAACAAUUCACCUCCAACUUCAUCUCCACAUCAGCACACACCUUCUGACUCCCCCCGCCGCCACACACCUGGAACAUCUUCUCAGCGGAGCACACCUGCAGCAUCUCCCCAUCAGACCUCGCCCACCUCAUGCUGCCAUCAGAACACCCCAUCCAGGUCACCUUCCUUGCACCCUGAUGCAACUGCACCUGAUGACCAAGGGAAGACCGAGUCAGAUAACCUGAGCAGCAGCAGAGUGCAAGAGGCUCUUGUUAGUUCAGAAGCACCUUCAAGUGCUGACGCAGUCGCUGACUCGCUUGGUGAUUCUUUCACCCCACAGACUUCUAGGAGCUCAACUAUGGCUAGAGAUGACACAAAGAUAUUGGGCGUGACCACAGCAAUUUCUUCACUUGCCUAUUUCAAUAACCUGAGCGAAGAGUUAACGAAUGGAUUGAACCCAGCAAAUUUUAUCAGUUUUUUGGGACGCUGGGAAAGGUCAUUAAGGAAUCCAUCAGAGCCAAUUGAUUGCACUCUUUCAACUUGGUCCUCAUGGGGAUCUUGCAAUCCUUGCCAGAAAAAGCAAUACAGGUAUGCAAGACUUGAGAUGCCCUCGCAGUUUGGUGGUGCAUCAUGUGACUCUGCGGACAGGGAAGAGAAGGCCUGCACAGGCCGCUGCCGAUCCAUAAACCUGUGUGAGGGCUUUGUAUGUGCAGAAACAGGUCGAUGCAUUCCUAGUAGGCUCAGGUGUAAUGGAGAUGAUGAUUGUGGAGAUCAGUCUGACGAGAAAGGAUGCCGGAGAUUUAGCUAUGCAUGCUCCAGGGAGACAGAACAAUACUGGGCCGUGCAACAUAUCGCAAGUGGAUACAAUAUUUUAACUGAGAGUUUGGAAGGAACUGUUCUAGAUAACAGAUACUAUGGAGGCAGCUGCGCGCCAUAUUAUGUGAACAACAUAAGAUUCAGAAAACCAUACAACUUAGAAUUCUACAGCUCUGAGACAGAAGGAAAAUUACAACUGUCCUUCAAUGAAUAUGCAUCUUUCCAAAAUUUUACAUCCAGCAGAUUUGAACAAAAUAAACAACAUACGGAUUUUAGUUUGAAGAUCAUAAUUCCAAAAAAAUUUGAACUUGGAAUUAGUUAUCAGAGUAAUAAUUUCAAGAAAAUGAUGCAAAAUGUCCUCAAAUACUCUGGAACAAGAACACACCUAUAUCAUUCACAUUUCUCCCUCCAAGUGGCUCAGUUCAAGGUAAAACCCAGGGACCUGAUGCUCCAUUAUGAUUUUUUUCAAAGAGUUAAACAGCUGCCAACAGUUUACAACUAUGGAGAAUACAGGGAAAUCUUUAAGGACUAUGGAACUCAUUACAUAAGUGAAGGCACACUUGGUGGAACAUAUGAAUAUAUUUGGGCAGUUGAUGAAAAACGAAUGAAGGAAGAUGGUUACACAUUGGAUGAUGCAAAAGACUGUGCCAAGGCAGGCAUUGAUGUAGGAGCCAACAUUAAAGGAGUCUUCGUUAAGGUUGGAGUUACUGGAGGAGCUUGUGCUGCUCUUCUGGAUGUAAAAGGAGAUGGGAUUAGCAAAUCAAAAUAUACCGAAGAUUUCAUAAUAUUUGUGCGAGGAGGAGCAAGUGAGCAUGUAACAGCUCUCGCUCACAAGGAACUUCCGACUGUGGAGCUGAUGCAGGAGUGGGGAGAUGCGGUCGAGUACAACCCCGAAGUCAUUAAAUUUAAGCCGGUACCGCUUUACGAGCUAGUCACUUCAGGCACCUUUCAGAGUGCUAGCAGAAUCAAGGCCAACAUGAGGCGAGCCCUGGAGGAGUACCUGAUCGAAUACAGUUCCUGUCGUUGUGCUCCAUGUCACAACAAUGGAGUUGCUGUUCUCCAAGGAACUCGGUGUGUAUGCAUGUGUCCUGCCGGUUCCCAUGGAGCUGCCUGUGAGAUUACUGCCAGGGAGAAUGUGGCUGUUGACGGCAAGUGGAGCUGCUGGUCUCAAUGGUCUGAAUGUGUAAACAGAGAAAGAAAGAGGACCCGGCAGUGUAAUAAUCCUCCCCCAGAAAAUGGCGGCCAAAUAUGUACAGGGGACAAUCAGCACACAAUGCCAUGUUAAUAAAGAAACGCCGGCCUCAUUCAGCCUGGUUUUGAACUUCAAAUCUGAGUUCAAAAAUUAAUUCCACCAAUCUGUAGUUUUUCAUGAAGGGAUACUUUAAUUCAAUAUUAACAGAACCUGUUAAAUUACUUAUAAAGCUGGUUAAUUGU